Molecule: messenger RNA, 3473 nt
Organism: Spirodela intermedia
Lineage: Eukaryota; Viridiplantae; Streptophyta; Magnoliopsida; Alismatales; Araceae
Source: the annotation of a GenBank genome assembly
AUGGAUUGGGAGGCCAUGGAGAUGGUGUGCUCUGUGGAUUUCUGGAGGAUGGCUGUCCUGUGGACGCUCUCCCUCCUCUACUCCUACGUCCUGUUGAUGCUCAAGGAACCCCUCUCUUUCUUCCGACGUCGCCCUUGCCGGCUGUCCUACACUCCUCACUUGGGAAGUAGACUGAGGGGGCUCGGAAAGCCUAUCUGCAUAAUUACCGGAGUAAGCCGGUUCUUCUGACUCGUCUCUUCGAUUCUUUUUUUGUCUCCCGGAUGGGUCCGGAUUGGUGUGACUAAUUCGACCAUUCUUUAACCUCUGGGAGAUGAAACUGCAGGGGACAUCUGGUCUGGGAGCGGCCGCCGCAAGGUCCCUUGCUGGGAAGGGGUACUGUGUUGUUCUAGGUAAAUAUCCGUCAAAAUGAGGAUCAUCGAAGCAGCAGUUUGCAUGUAGAUAUAGUUUUUGUUCUCAGAUAUUGAUUAUUUAUGAUAUGUAACUCAUUUGAAUUUUCCUUAAAAAAAGAUAUCCUUGAAAGUAAGUUGAUGAUCUUUUGUUCUGUCUGGGUAGUUUUGCACCUCAUGAACCAGACAAACCGAUCUCGGACUUCUGCAAAUACCUGGACCAAUUGGAUGCAUUUUCUCUCUCAUUGAUCAAUCGGAAGCCACAAUAUGAAUUAAUGGUGUUGAUAGGUGGCAUUUAGAUUACAAGUUAGUAGCUCAAAGAAUGUCCACUCAUAUAACAAUGACAUUGAAGAAGGGUAUCCAUCUGUCUCCAAGAAAUCAGUUCUGUCAUUAAGCAUUUUUCCAUUGUUAAUAAAUCCCCUCUUCAGUUAUUGUAUAUUUAAUGUCAUAAAAUUUCACAUCUAUGGAAACUCUGUGUGUUAUCAAAUAUAUUCCAUCAUGCUCUCUUUUACUAGUUGUCUAUGAAAUAAUCAUUGUGUGGUAACUGAAUCCUAAUAAUAUGGUUGAAAAUGACAGCUGGGCGGUCUCCCCAACUGCUUUCUAAGGUACAUGUGGACUUAUGUUGGGAUAUAUUUCCUCUUUUUAUGCUGUUCCUUCCACACUUACCUUGUAUAAAGUUUCUGGCCAUCUUUUGGUUAGAUUGUGGAUGAGAUCAUGGAACAGGUUGAGGAUGCUGAAGUGGAAGCAUUUGUGGUUGACUUGUCUUCUACGCAGUCAAUUAUGAAGUUCAAAAGUGCCUUGGAACAGUGGCUUUCUGAUUCUGGCUCACAUUUUUCUGUCCAACUCCUGAUAAACAAUGCUGGGAUAUUAGCAGCAACACAUCGGCUCACUGCAGAUGGAUAUGAUCAGUAAAUAUUAUUCUUAUCUUUCGAAAAAGUUAAAAUUUUAAUAUUCUUUUUGAUUUCUGAAGAAAAAAAGAAAAGAUACAUUGCCGGAAUUUAUAUUCUUUUAUGUUUUUAUAUGUGUCUUGCUCUUUGGUGCGAAGUUGUCUCAGUUCACUGGUGAUUCUACCCCACUGCUUUUGAUUAUAUUUAAUUGAGCUUGGUUAGAUUUUUUAACCAGGACAUUCCUUCAAAGACCAAAGAAUUUACUUGAAAAUCAUAUUGAAUUGGGACUAUUUUUUUGAACGAGAUAGAGUUAUUCGAGGCAAGGAUAGUAAAAUAUUAAAUAAUUAUGGAGGAUCUCUUGUUUUAUUGAGUAAAAGUUGGGUGGUGUAAAAUCCAAUCCCAUUCUUUCAAAAUUAGACAGAGUUUGUACUAUUUUCCUUCUCUCAUCCGUGCAAUAGAUGUAGUGACGUAUAGUGGCAAAUAUCAGUUGUCCUAAGUUUGAAUAUCUAUCUCGUCACACGCUAGUUUAUCUAGUUCCUAGCUAGGAAACGUUCGUGGUAUCUCCUAAAAUGAUGAUAUUGAUGCAGAACAGCUAGACCCGUAUUAGUUGUAAAAGAAUUACCAUGUUCUUCAUUAUCAAUUUAAUCUAGCUGAAGGUAGAUACAUCAUAUGGUCUUUUAACCAUUACAAUAGCCUCGAUUCUUGGCACCAUUGUAUCUGCUGGUGAAGAUUUCAAUGUUUAAAUGUUUUGUUUCAACAGGUUGACGCUUUAUGUAUCUGUUUAAAACGAAUAAUUCGGUGAAUAUCUCAAACAUUACAGUCUUAAAACUUUGCCUUUCACUCAAUUACGAUUCAUAGAUGUCCAUUAUGACAUUACAGUUAUGUGUCAGGAUGAUGGAGACAAAUUACCUGGGUGCCUUCUGUCUUACCAACAUUCUUCUACCUCUACUUAAGAAUAGCCCUGUGCCUUCUCGAAUUGUUAAUGUGACAUCAUUCACGCAUCGCUGUGGUGAGCACAUUAUCCACAUUUUCUCAGGGACAGUUAUGAUUCAGUCGAUCCAUUGGUUUUUGAGAAUAUUUCAUGAAAAUCUUGGUUUCUAGUUUUUCUCUCUCUAUAGUAUAGCCAUAUUUAUAUUUUUGGUGUCUGAUACUUGCAGUUUUUUUGGUCUGUUUAAACUUUUAAUCACUGUGACUGAUUUUAAUUUCCUCUUCAGUUUCCUCUGCGCAGGUUAAUGGGGGAGAUUUGGUGAAAACCAUGUAUUAUUUAUCAUCAUCAAAAGGAUAUCCAUUUGCCCGUGUGUACGAAGACUCAAAAUGUAUGUUAUCGAUUACUUUGAGAAGAAAAAAAUUCGGGUUCGACAUAAUUGCCACUUUUCGAAAAAUUCCUUCUAACGUGUAGUUGUUGGGUUGACUUUCUUUGACAGUUUGUCUCCUUCUCUUUACCUAUGAGCUUCAUCGAAGGCUUCAUAUGAUCCAAUCGCCUCAUAAGAUCUCUGUCAUGUAAGCCUAUCAUUCAGAGACUCCAUGCUUCCACAGAUUUCACGGGCUACUUUUUUUUCAUUUUUUUUUCUUUUUAUGCUGCGUCUGUGAGCUCGUUUUUCCUAAUUACACAUAGUUUGAAUGUAAUAUAUUGCACAUUUUUUCGGAUUUCAAGCCUCUUUGUUCAUAUGAGAAACAACUUCAAUCGCUGCACCUGUUUAUUUGAUUAUAUCACAAGUUUGACAUUUUGGCUACAGAUUAUUGGUUUCGUGUUAAUUACUCAAUCUUAAUUCUUACAGUGCUGCAGAUCCCGGAGUGGUUGACACCAAGAUCAUGCGUGAGCUUCCACCGUGUCUGUCAAGGUUGGCCUUCAAAGCCCUGCUGUAUCUGAGACUCCUGCAGACCCCCGAAGCUGGGAUUGGCGCAGUUGUGGAUGCUGCUCUAGCGCCUCCAGUAAGCCAGUUCCUAAUAAUGGUUCCCUUUUUCUCCAUUCAGAAGGUUGAGCAUAUGUUCAUUUAUUUCUUCUAUCGUGAUGUAUUCCCCCCCCCCCACCCAGGAAGCAUCUGGGCUGUACUUUUUUGGUGGGCAAGGGAGGACAAUCAGAUCAUCUGCAACAUCCUACAACCAGAAACUUGCAGACGAGCUAUGGACCAGUUCAUUGCAGCUUCUCUGCAAAGCAAAUGCCGAGCUCAAGCUUGAUGGGGACUUCUCAGCUUGGUAA